UCUGGGGUGAGAAGACGCGGCGUGCAGGAGCCAUGGGUUUGUCUGCGUCCUCCCCGCCUGCCGCGGGUCAGUCGGCGAGUGCAUCCCGGCAGCAGCACACGGCGUCCGCGCCUUCAGAAUGUCCCAUGCACCAGGAGAAAAUGAGUGGUUGUCCAAUGCACAUGAAGGCUCCUGAUCACAGAGCUGAGAACGCAGAAGAUGUUCCUGCACAUCAAGAAAGAGCAUAUGAAUAUGUGGCAUGUCCAGUGACGUCUGGUGCAUCUCAAAUGAAAGAUGACAUAGAUCCUAGCAAUAUGAUGCCGCCUCCUAAUCAGCAGCCAUCCCCAGGUCAACCCUUUCCAUUGUCAACGGUUAGAGAGGAAUCUUCCAUUCCUAGAGCGCAUUCUGACAAGAAGUGGGUCUACCCUUCAGAGCAGAUGUUCUGGAAUGCUAUGCUAAGAAAAGGGUGGAGGUGGAAAGAUGAUGACAUAACAGGCGAAGACAUGACCAACAUUAUUAAGAUUCACAACCAAAAUAACGAGCAAGCCUGGAAGGAGAUUCUGAAGUGGGAAGCUCUCCAUGCUGUGGAAUGUCCGUGUGGGCCAUCACUGAUGCGGUUUGGAGGCAAAGCAAAGGAGUAUUCACCAAGAGCCAGAAUACGUUCAUGGAUGGGAUACGAGCUUCCCUUUGACAGGCAUGACUGGAUUGUUGACCGGUGUGGAAAGGAAGUGCGAUACGUUAUUGAUUACUACGAUGGCGGAGCAGUAGACAAGAACUACCAGUUCACCAUCCUGGAUGUUCGCCCUGCCUUUGACUCCCUCUCAGCUGUAUGGGACAGAAUGAAGGUAGCUUGGUGGCGGUGGACUUCCUAACUACUCCUGUGGUGUGUAGCCAAAAUGUGAAGCACUCUCCUCUGAGGUUUAAGGAUGAGUGAAUACUAGGACUUGACGUAGAAUUUCAAUGCAACUGUUGAUAUUUUCAUCAUCACCACUGUUCUCUGGGUGGUGGGAAGGGAGGGGGGGGGAAUGCGUUGUUAAGUAGGCUGGUGCUUUGUGGUG
Nestor notabilis (Kea) is the source of this 1037-nucleotide messenger RNA. RefSeq names its product cytochrome c-type heme lyase. The transcript is spliced from 6 exons. NCBI's taxonomy places the organism in Eukaryota, Metazoa, Chordata, Aves, Psittaciformes, Psittacidae. The coding region runs from base 33 to 851 and encodes 272 amino acids. Gene Ontology annotation, biological process: cytochrome c-heme linkage. Gene Ontology annotation, cellular component: mitochondrion. The record is from RefSeq and is a predicted model, not a curated record. Gene Ontology annotation, molecular function: holocytochrome-c synthase activity.